Molecule: messenger RNA, 1291 nt
Organism: Amborella trichopoda
Lineage: Eukaryota; Viridiplantae; Streptophyta; Magnoliopsida; Amborellales; Amborellaceae
Product: Reticulon family protein
Biological process (GO): response to bacterium
Source: RefSeq, a predicted model, not a curated record
AAAAGUAAAAAGGAUGGGAUUUUCCCUACUUUUAGGCUGUAUCAGCCAUUCCCUCAUCACCCUUUCCCUUUACGAAAGCUCUAUCUUCCUUCAUUUCAUCAAAAACCCGAGAUUUUCAGGUUUUUCGAUUACUUCCCCUUCAUAUUGCCUCUACCCAACAUCAAAAUCAGUAUGGGUUCUUCCGUUCGAUUGUUUAACAGGCAGAGAACUGUUCAUGAGAUCCUUGGAGGAGGAAUUGUUGCAGAUGUGAUGCUAUGGAGAAGAAAGAAUUUGACAAUUGGGAUUCUCUUUGUUACUGCUGCUGCUUGGAUUGUUUUUGAGAGAUCAGGCUAUACCCUGCUUUCUUUGAUUUCUAGAGUUCUUCUUUCAUUACUUGCAAUUCUCUUUGUGUGGGCAAAAGCUGCAUCAGUUCUUAACAGGCCACCUCCACCUUUGCCAGAUUUGCAACUCUCAGAAGAACUAGUGGAGGAGUCUGCUGCUUUCAUACGUUCACAGACAAAUUAUUUUCUCAAGGUUUCACAGGAUAUUGCCCUUGGAAAGGACUCGAAGCUCUUUUUCAAGAUCGCUGCUUAUCUAUGGCUAAUCUCAGUCAUAGGGAGCUGGACUGAUUUCCUCACUCUAGGAUACACAAGCCUCGUCUUGGUUCUCACUGUCCCAGCAUUGUACGAAAAGUAUGAAGAUCACAUUGAUACAUAUGCAGAGAAAGCCUACACAGAGUUGUUGAAACUCUAUGUAAAACUAGAUGAAGAGUGCUUCAGCAAGAUCAGGAAAUGGAUUCAGGCAAAGAGGAAAUCAGAAUAAUAUCCUAUAUUUUUGUGAUUUCACAAAAAAACGAGAUUGGUUGGUUUCAUGAUGCAGAAUCUUGAUUGUAUUUUUUGGGUGGUUUCUUUUUCAUGUUUUGCGGAAGAAUUUGGAGUUUUGAUUGUUUUUGAGUGAUUGAUUUCGGGUGUAUGCACCUCUGUUUAUUUCCUCUUUUCUUUUUCUUUUUACUCGUGGGUAGUUGGAGAAAUGUAGUUUGCGCGUUACUAAUUUAGAGAGAGCUUGUAAAGUUUGUUUUUUUAUUAUUAGAGAGGUUGUGAAGUUCUGUUAUUGUUUUGUGGAGGGGUGCAUUCUUUUUUAGUGAUGAAUGCCCUGUGAUUUCUUAGGGUUCUCUGGGUGUUGGUGAUGUAUUGUGUAUGAAAUUAUUUGGAAGAUACAUAUGAUUAAACGGCUGUGAACCUCUUUUGUUGUAUUUUGGAUUACAUAACCAAUAAAAGAGGAAGAAGAGAGAGAGAGAUGCUCUUCCUUUGCA